Pseudo-nitzschia multistriata is the source of this 2824-nucleotide messenger RNA. Lineage: Eukaryota; Bacillariophyta; Bacillariophyceae; Bacillariales; Bacillariaceae. The record is from the annotation of a GenBank genome assembly.
GACCAUUGCAUUGCAUUGCUUGGAGGAACCAGUGCAUAGCACACCCGUCACUUGUAGUUCAAAAGUGUAAUACCGGUGCAASCACCACCAAUAACAGCCGCAGUCGCAGCCGCAAUCGCCAUUUACCGGACCCAAKCCGAGCGCGAAUAGCACUGCGCGGAACGGUACCGUACGUUGCCAAGAACACUUCGUGUCCGAAGCCCUUUAGCAUGUGGUCGAACAGCCGCCGAAGAAAGGCGAACGGCCGGUCCGCAAACGUCCGGGAUUACCUCGGCAUGGCCGASGGUGCGAACGAAUCGCGGAGGAAGGAACCACCGUCCUCCUCCUCGUCGUCGUCGUCGUCGUCUUCCUCGUCGUCUUUGCCAUCGUCCCUGUUCACGGCCCCCCAGGCGAUGGGCACCGUCCUCGUCGAAAUCCCGGAGGAGCUCGAGAGCGAAGGAUUCUUCCCCGCUUCCGGCGGCAAGUUGGGAGUCCCCGGCAACGGAAGCCGUCGCCGGCGGGGACCGAGGGCAUCCGGAAGCAGCAGCAACARCARCMWCRGCMWCRRCARCMWCRGCARCARCARCAGCMKCRRMARCARCAGCMRCAGCGGCCACCGGCGCUCGGCCGGGCGGGACGACUCCUCCGCGGUAGAGGAGCUCGGGAACCACCUCGGKGACCUCGACAACUACCUUCUCAGCGUCUUCCACAUGGACGACGAGUACGACGCGGCCUCGAUCUACACCAAGGGRACGGCCGACACGAGCCUCUCCUCCUCGUCGGGAAGCAGCGUGGCCAGCACCGCGUCCACCCGGCGGAGGCACAAGGGGGCCUUUCGGAACCGCCGGAAGGGGGCCGGAAGCGGCAGGGGCGRCGAAAWAACCGCCGGGACAAGCAGCUGGCUGGAGUCCAUGCAGAACUCCUCGAGGAACGUCUUUGUGGCGGGGGGAGAGACCUGGACGCCGGGCAGGGGAUGGGGAGGAACUCGMAGCAAGRCGARCCCGGGGACCGCUUGGGACGCGGACCCGGGCGAUUGCUGGAAGGAGGCCGACUCCUUCUUUGCCGAAAGCACCAACGAGCACUAGGACAAGCGGUUCGCGGGCGGCGGAGCAGCGGAACGGUCGAGCGCAGCGGAUGGCAUCGGGACGAUGGGCCAAAGCAGGGCAAGCCGGUGGUGCUCCGGUACCGGUGCUACCGCCGCCGGCAUCGAUUCGGUGUGCCCCGGCACUGCUACCAGGACCGURGGUUUGGAACAACGGCGGUGUCUUGCCAGCCGCGCACCACUACUGCUAGUCCGGUUCGGAUCCUGCGACAGGAUUCGGCAGGAACAGCACCAAGUAGUAGUAACGCGUACUAGUAGUGACCGAACACAAUGUGUACACGUUUUGUUGAGCAGCAGCACCAUACAAACACUUGUAGAAACMAUGGCACCCAGGACGCUUGCAAUACGGUACUAACUAGUGUUGGAAUUGCGUCUGCUAGCUACUAGUAUCCCCGAUCGUGCUCCGUAGCCACCGGAAUCUCGGUGCCCAGUGAGGGCCGAUCCGGCGGCCUUCUCGUUCUUCCUUUUGGUACCGUACGGUACCAGCUUUCCUGCGGGUAUUGGCGUGGCGUGGUGUGGUGUUUGUUCACGCCUACAUGCUCUUUUCUCGUUCGGGUCCGAGGUGCCACUGCCGUGCCGUGCCGUACCGUACCCAGGGUGUUUGCACUUUUUUGGGGUUUGGUUUUGAUCGCACCAUGAACGCGCUGCGCAUCCCCGCUGUGGCGACGUUCGGGACCGAAGAACGACUCGUGGUGUUUGUUUGUUUGUUUGUUUGUUUGUUCGGCACCAAAGCAGUACGGUACUAUUGCCAGUAGGAGUGGAUGGAUUCGGCAGGCAACUUCUACUGCUGCUACUAGCAGUGCUCUCGAUCGAUCCGGUGCGGGACGACCUUCUCGAACCCUUCUUGGUGGUUUCGUGGUGCUUGCUUGCUGCGUUUGUUCGUGUCGGCAUUGGCGAGGAGAGGAUUGUUGCAGAAGUGAGUGGGGGCCGGUGGUGUGUUUGGUAAUAUCUACUAGCUACUAGCCUGGAUUUGGUGGUGGUCUUGGUGGAGAACCCCAUGCCACGAGAAGGAGAUCCAAUGUCCUGUCUGCUGCUGGGGUGACAAGCCUUUUUGUUGCUUGGCUUUCCUGGUCAAACAACAGGGGGAAGAAGAAGUACUAUUACUAGUACUCGUCCAAAGACUUCAAUGGAACAGCUCUCCACCAAAAGCAUUCUUGGAAACCCAGGUGUUUUCUGCUGGAAGAGGAGUGACUGGAUUCUUGUUUGGAUUGCUGUUUGUCCUUUUUUGUUUGGAAAUUAUCCACCACCAGGCAUGAUAUCAAGGAUCAGCAGUAGAAGGUCAGAGAGUAACACUACUACUAGACUACUACAAGCCAAGCAACAAGAAUCUUUUGCAGAGGUCGCUUCUUGUGCUGGUGGCUGCAACAACAAGGAAGACGAUACUUUAGUACGGCCACUGCUGCUAGGCGCAAGAAUCCUGUGAUGGGACGAAGGAUCAUUGUGUAGUACUCGUACCUUCCCAAUCGUGGACCAGCUUUGUGGCUUGAYGCGUUCCUAUUCUUCCUGAAGGAGUUGCUUCUGCUUCGGAUUGAAUCCAACGAAUACAUCGGUGUUCGAAGAAAGAAAUCCGAAAUCCUCAUACCAGUUCUUCGUAAUGUACAUACCGUACGGUAGUACGAGUACUUGAGAACAGAGAUGAACAAGUCGUGGAUUUUCCCACAUGAAAUACACAUACUACGCGUUUCGUAACAAUUGAAAUCGGCCUUGAAAGAGAGCAAAAAGUAAUAAUUUCGAGUUCUUAAC